Molecule: messenger RNA, 1648 nt
Organism: Lycium barbarum (goji berry)
Lineage: Eukaryota; Viridiplantae; Streptophyta; Magnoliopsida; Solanales; Solanaceae
Product: omega-hydroxypalmitate O-feruloyl transferase-like
Exons: 3
Coding region: 117-1418 (433 amino acids)
Molecular function (GO): acyltransferase activity, transferring groups other than amino-acyl groups
Source: RefSeq, a predicted model, not a curated record
UCAUGCACCAGCUAUAUAUAUCCAAGUCAUUUAUCUCCACACUCACAAGUAUACCAUUCUAAGCCUCAAAAUCAUAAUAAUAACUGCACUUUCCUAUCUCUAAGGAUUUUUAAGCAAUGGAGAAGGGAAAAAACCAUGCUGCUACUGAGCUCAUUGUGAAGCAAGGAGAGCCAACUUUGGUGCCACCAGCAGUGGAAACAGAGAAGGGGCAAUAUUACCUUUCAAAUCUUGAUCAGAAUAUCGCCGUGCCGGUCAGAACAAUUUACUGCUUCAAAUCAGAAGAAAAAGGGAAUAAGAAUGCUGCUGAAGUGAUCAAGGAAGCAUUGUCAAAGGUUCUUGUUCACUAUUAUCCACUAGCAGGGAGAUUGACAAUCAGCCAGGAAAUGAAGCUUAUAGUGGACUGCAGUGGAGAAGGGGCAGUUUUUGUUGAGGCAGAAGCAAAUUGUACCAUAGAGGACAUUGGUGAUAUUACUAAGCCUGAUCCUGUUACACUUGGCAAGCUUGUUUAUGACAUCCCUGGUGCUAAAAACAUACUGGAAAUGCCUCCCGUAAUUGCUCAGGUGACAAAGUUCAAAUGUGGGGGAUUUGUGCUUGGGUUGUGCAUGAACCAUUGCAUGUUUGAUGGGAUUGCAGCCAUGGAGUUUGUGAAUUCUUGGGGUGAAACUGCCAGAGGUGUACCUAUCAAAGUCCCUCCAUUCCUAGACAGAAGCAUACUCAAGGCUAGAAAUCCACCAAAACCAGAAUAUCCUCAUAAUGAGUUUGCUGAAAUUGAAGAUAUAUCAGACUCUACUAAACUGUACCAAGAAGAAAUGCUCUACAAGUCCUUCUGUUUUGACCCUGAAAAACUUGAACAACUAAAAGCAAAAGCCAAAGAAGAUGGAACUGUUAGCAAGUGCACGUCAUUUGAAGCCCUUUCAGCUUUCGUCUGGAAAGCGCGAACUCAGGCUUUGCAAAUGAAGCCUGAUCAAAAGACAAAGCUUCUCUUUGCUGUAGAUGGAAGAUCAAGAUUUGAUCCUCCGAUUCCACAAGGGUAUUUUGGUAACGGGAUCGUGUUAACUAACGCGCUAUGCAAUGCUGCAGAGAUAGUCGAAAAUCCUCUUUCAGUUGCUGUGAAGUUGGUUCAAGAAGCUGUUAAAAUGGUUACAGACAGUUACAUGAGAUCUGCUAUAGACUUUUUUGAAGCAACAAGAGCUAGGCCUUCUUUAACUGCUACUCUUCUUGUUACUACUUGGUCUAGGCUUGCUUUCCAUACUACAGAUUUCGGGUGGGGAGAGCCCGUUGUAUCGGGGCCCGUGGCUUUGCCAGAGAAAGAAGUUUCUCUGUUUCUUUCUCAUGGAAAAGAGAGGAGAAAUAUCAAUGUGCUUCUUGGAUUGCCAACUUCUGCCAUGAAGACUUUUGAAGAGCUCAUGGAGAUCUAAACAGCCAUAUUGCAGCUUUAAUUUGCCAUGAUGAAAUUAAUUUCUAGUAUAUUUACUGUGAGUUAUGUGUAAUUGAUUAUGUUUUUACAUUGUGUUAUUAUUCAUUGAACCCCAGAAGAAAUUCAGGCCAGCUGAUAUGUAAUGUUACUAAAGGGGUGAAGUCCAAUUUAUGUUACUUGUAUUGUUAUUUCUCUAUAGCAUCAAUUCAUGCUCUUUUGUUUGUUUCUUAA